CGGUCCCCUCAGACCAAUGCUAUCUUUUCGCGGCGUCUUUUGGCUCCUUUCAGGGCUUACUGCUCUCGUAAAUUCCAAGUCCAGUGCCGGUGAUUCUAUUCUUGUCGUGGUGGAACCGAAUCAUAGGGAUAAUUACUCAAUAUUCUUUGACGGACUCAAGGAGCAGGGAUAUGAACUAACCUUUCGCCAGCCAAAGGAAGACGGUCCACUCAUCAUUCAGGACGAUGUGCCCAACUUCUCACACGUCAUUCUCUUUGCGUCGGAAACUAAAAAUCUGGGAAAGGACAUAACGCCACAGUCCCUCGUUCAUUUGCUCUCGCUCAAUACCAACAUCAUCGUUGCUCUUUCCACGAAACAAACCCAGCUAUCUUCUCUUGCUACGGAGUUCUCCCUUAUACUCCCACCCCCGGGAACCCCACUCGUAUCCUACUUUCCAGAGCGCCAGGAUUCUGCGUCCCUCAUCCCCGUGGCGAUCACUGCAAACCCUGUCGUCAGCAAAGAUUUGCCCCCCGUGUGGUUUUCUGGAGUUCCUCAAGCCCUUGGAAACAACCCUCUUCUCGUAUCGAUUCUUCGCGCACCCCCACAGAGCUUUGCAUCUGAAAUCGACGGUGGGUCAGCAGACGCUCUGGUCGAAGCUGCGGAAAAAGGUGGUGAAGGCCUGUGGGCUGGUAGUCAACUCAGUCUUGUUACUGGUUUCCAAACUCUCACUGGCUCAAGGAUCACUUGGGUUGGAGGUGUGAGUCUGUUCAACGAUGAACUUGCACAGAAGGAAGUGACAAAGGGCGUCAAGUCUGGAAAUGCCCAGUUUGCUCGUGAAGUUGCUACAUGGACUUUCCAAGAAUCCCAAGUACUCCGUAUCGAUCGCGUAGAACAUCAUCUCGUGAAUGCAACUGAACCAAAGGAGCAGUACACAAAUAACGACAAUAUCGUCUAUACGGCUUACAUUUCCAAGUAUGAUGUCAAAACAGCAUCAUGGAAGCCUUACUCUGGCUUGACGGACCUCCAACUCGAAUUCACCAUGCUCGACCCCUUCAUUAGAACUGCCCUUUCACCCGUUGUGGGUUCUCCGGGAAAAUACUCUGUAACCUUCCGCGCUCCCGAUAGACACGGCGUAUUCAAGUUUGUGAUUGACUACAAGAGAAAAGGCUGGACACACCUGCAUAGCUCAACGACGGUUGCAGUCGUACCCCCUAGGCAUGAUGGGUACCCCCGCUUCCUCAGCGCCGCUUGGCCUUACUAUGCUGGGGCUAUUAGCACUAGCAUUGGUUUCUUCCUGUUCUCCGCACUGUGGCUGGGGGGCGAGGUGCGUGAGAUCAAGAAGGGGAAAGGUAGUAAAGCUGAGUAAUGAGAUGUUAUGUACCUAUGAGCUCUGGCUUGCAAAAAUGCAUCAAGGUUACUUCCAAC
This is a messenger RNA of Laccaria bicolor S238N-H82, 1404 nucleotides long. RefSeq names its product oligosaccharyl transferase beta subunit (gene WBP1). The record is from RefSeq and is a predicted model, not a curated record. Gene Ontology annotation, cellular component: oligosaccharyltransferase complex; endoplasmic reticulum membrane. The transcript has 6 exons. Bases 17 to 1345 code for a protein of 442 amino acids. NCBI's taxonomy places the organism in Eukaryota, Fungi, Basidiomycota, Agaricomycetes, Agaricales, Hydnangiaceae.